This is a messenger RNA of Gossypium raimondii (Peruvian cotton), 1013 nucleotides long. RefSeq lists its product as hypothetical. The transcript has a single exon. Bases 9 to 974 code for a protein of 321 amino acids. Lineage: Eukaryota; Viridiplantae; Streptophyta; Magnoliopsida; Malvales; Malvaceae. The record is from RefSeq and is a predicted model, not a curated record.
AAGACAUCAUGGAUCUGGCCCCAGAAGAGCUUCAAUUCUUGUCCAUACCCUACAUCCUCAGUGAACCAAUUUCUAUCCCUCAAAGAUCCCCUAAAGCCUUCAAUCUCAUAACCGUAGCUCUCAUUUUUCCUCUAUCUUUUGCCAUUUUAGCUCACUCGCUUUUCACCCACCCAAUCUUAAAUCAACUUGAAUCCCACCCAUUAGCUGACCCUGCCCAAACGCAUCACGAGUGGACACUCCUUUUGACCUUCCAGUUCUUUUACCUCAUCUUCCUCUUUGCCUUCUCUCUUUUAUCCACAGCUGCCGUUGUUUUCACAGUGGCGUCCCUUUACACGUCAAAGCCUGUCUCUUUCUCUUUGACGAUCUCAGCCAUACCCAAGGUUUUUAAGCGCCUUUUUACAACCUUCGCAUGGAUUGCUCUCUUGAUGUUCGUUUACGAUGCCUCGUUGAUUGCCUUCUUGUUCAUGUUCUUCAUUGCCGUUGAUACCCAGAACAUUGUUUUAUCCUUCUUGGCAUUCAUGGUAAUUUUAGUGCUCUUCUUGGGUGUUCAUGUUUACACCACGGCGCUAUGGCAUUUGGCCAGUGUGGUAUCGGUGCUUGAACCCAUUUACGGGCUUGUAGCAAUGAAGAAGAGUUACGAGUUGUUGAAAGGGAGGAUUAAUAUGGCUUUCAUUUUGGUUUUGGGGUAUUUGGCAAUUUGUGGUGUGAUUGGGGGCAUCUUUGGAUCCUUGGUGGUGCAUGGAGGGGAAAGUUAUGGGGUUUUUUGGAGAACUGUGGUGGGGGGAUUUUUGGUAGGAGUUUUGGUAAUAGUGAAUCUUGUUGGCUUGUUGGUGCAGAGCUUGUUUUACUAUGUUUGUAAGAGUUAUCAUCAUCAGGGAAUCGAUAAGAGUGCUUUGCAGGAUCAUUUGGGUGGGUAUCUCGGAGAGUAUGUGCCUCUCGGGUGUAGCAUUCAAAUGGAAAACUUCGAUGCUUGAUUUGUCAAGUCAGAUUUAGUGUAUUCUAUGAAUUGAUGU